CAGAUAAAAAGAAAACUUCCAUGUUCGCAUUCAUUGUCGAGCAUGACUUGUCAACUUAUAUUUCUGGUUUUCUGUGUUCUAGCGGCACUGCAUGACGUCAUUUCCCGUCAAGGUUGUUGUGGCCCGCAGCAAUGGACCGGUGUUGCUAUUCAGAAGACUGGGAUAUAUAACCACGAUUUAGAUGUUGCAUCCAUUGCUGACCUUAUAACACGUGUUUCCUACAGUUACCACGUGAAAAAAAUCUCUAUUCAACGGAUGGUCCACAACAUCACUACGAAUAAGAAGGAUAAAAUUCAUAAGAUAUUUGAUUACAAUCAAGGCAUAGAAUAUACCAUAACAAAUGGAAAAUACUGUACUUCAAAUCCAACCAGCGGAGCAAUGUGGCAGAACUGUAUACCAGACAACUCUACGUAUUUCGGAUCUUACAACGUAUCCGGACCAAUGAUUGACGUCUACCGGGUCGUGACCCCUAGUGGCGCCACCAUACGAGUCGGUGUUACUCCUGAUAGCUGCCAUCCGGUAUUCGAAAGUUUAUUGAUAUCAGGUCCAGUAUACACUCUUGAGAUCAGUGUGUAUGAAAAUGUGACCAUGGGUAUCAGCUACCCCUCCGAUUUCGAUGUUCCUGAAUUUUGUCAUCACAACCAGAUAAAGAAGAAAUACGUCUCCUCAACCAUCACCGAGUUGAUUCAUAGCUCUUUCUCGUGGCGGUGAUGGAUCGGUUCUUUGGAUGGUAUAAAACGAUGCUUUGCAAUCAAUUUUAUUGUAUCUUUAGAGACAUUCAUAAUUUCUUGUAAAUUAGUUGUCAGAUAUAUCAUUAAUCGUUAUAUUCUUAUCUUCAUCCAUUAAAAUGAUAGACACUAAAAGAGAACACACACACAAAAAAACCCCAAAUAAAAAAUACCCAGUGUA
This is a messenger RNA of Ostrea edulis (European flat oyster), 909 nucleotides long. Its product is annotated as mammalian ependymin-related protein 1-like. Gene Ontology annotation, molecular function: calcium ion binding. Gene Ontology annotation, biological process: cell-matrix adhesion. Lineage: Eukaryota; Metazoa; Mollusca; Bivalvia; Ostreida; Ostreidae. The transcript is spliced from 5 exons. Bases 43 to 711 code for a protein of 222 amino acids. The record is from RefSeq and is a predicted model, not a curated record. Gene Ontology annotation, cellular component: lysosome; extracellular region.